This is a messenger RNA of Tympanuchus pallidicinctus (lesser prairie-chicken), 5056 nucleotides long. RefSeq names its product myocardin (gene MYOCD). The coding region runs from base 277 to 3096 and encodes 939 amino acids. The transcript has 13 exons. The record is from RefSeq and is a predicted model, not a curated record. NCBI's taxonomy places the organism in Eukaryota, Metazoa, Chordata, Aves, Galliformes, Phasianidae. Gene Ontology annotation, biological process: smooth muscle cell differentiation; cardiac muscle cell differentiation.
CUCGCAGAGUUUGUCUAAUUCCAUCCGCACCGGUUCCUUUCACUCUAUUUUAAACCGGUUCUUACUGUGCUCUGCGAGUUUAUAAAAACAAUCACUGCUCCCUGAUAAAAGCGGCCCUAACCCGCGGAGGAAGCGAGGACCCCCAAAAGCCGCAUCUCCUCCCGGACACUGUAGCUCAGCUGAAAAGUUCGCAGAGGUCACUUUGGUGUCUGGUUCUCCAUUUGAGCAUCCAAAGUGGAGCAGUCAGAGUCUGGACCGGACCCUACAGGCACGGUGAUGAAUGGUGUGAUCAAACAGGACCGCUCGGACCACAAAAGUGCACCAGGUGGAAAUGAGGAAGAGAAGGCACCCAAAGAAAAGGCUGCGGGUGAAGUGAGGGAUGGCACCAAGCUCCAGCCACCCCCCUUUGCAGAGCGGAAGAAUGUUUUGCAGCUACGGCUUCAGCAGAGAAGGACCCGUGAGCAGCUGGCAGACCAAGGCAUCAUGCCACCACUGAAAAGCCCAUCCGCAUUCCAUGAACAGCGAAAAAGUCUGGAGCGAGCCAAGACUGAAGAUUAUCUCAAGCACAAGAUCAGAAGCAGGCCUGAGCGAUCAGACCUGGUCAAUAUGCACAUUUUACAAGACUCAGCUGCAGAGGGGUCCAUUCAGUCCACUCAAAUGAAGCUGAAAAGAGCCCGACUGGCAGAUGAUCUCAAUGAAAAGAUUGCUCUCAGGCCGGGUCCUUUGGAGCUGGUGGAGAAGAAUAUUAUUCCUGUCGACUCAGCUGUGAAAGAGGCCAUAAAAGGCACGCAGGUGAACUUCUCCAAGCCAUCUGAUGCAUUUGCCUUUGAGGAGGACAGCAGCAAUGACGGGCUGUCCCCAGAGCAGGCCAGGAGCGAGGACUCCCAGGGCUCCACAGAGUCAUCAGCAGGCACCAAAUCCUCCGAGCUGCCGCCCUCGGCCCCCUCGGGGCCGUCCCAGGAUCACCCCCGUGGCACUGAGUGCAGCACAGCGGAGCUUGCCUCAGGCCAGAGCGGCCAGUGCAACAGCCCCAAGCAAGCAGUGGGGCAGGACAGCCCACCUCUCCCAGUGCCCUCUGUGGUGAAGUCAAAAUCAUCCAGUGACAGCAAGAACCGUCACAAAAAGCCCAAGGACACCAAGCCAAAGGUGAAGAAGCUGAAAUAUCACCAGUACAUCCCUCCAGACCAGAAGGCAGAGAAGUCCCCUCCACCUAUGGACUCUGCAUAUGCAAGACUCCUCCAGCAGCAGCAGCUCUUUCUGCAGCUCCAGAUCCUCAGCCAGCAGCAACAGCAACAACAGCAGCAACAGCAGCAACAGCAGCAGCACUUCAACUACCCAGGGAUGCACCAAGGCCAGAUAAAGCAAUCAAAUGAGCAAAUGAUCAAAAGUUCAAAUGCUUCAUCAACUUCUGUCAGCAGCACCCCUCUUUCUCCUGUGAAAACCACCUUUUCAGGCCAGACUUGUGUCUCAUCUAUCAAGCCAGGCCCUCUGCCGUCUAACCUGGAUGAUCUGAAAGUGUCAGAACUGAGGCAGCAGCUCCGAAUAAGAGGCCUGCCUGUAUCAGGUACCAAAACAGCACUGAUGGAACGGCUGCGGCCCUUCCAGGAGUGCAGCAGCAAUGCAGUGCCAAAUUUCAGUGAGAUCACAACUGUCACCUUUCCAGUCACUCCAACAAGCACCUUGUCAAAUUACCAGUCGCAGUCUUCCACAGGCAUGUUGUCAAAUGGCUUCUACCACUUCGGCAGCACCAGCUCCACUCCACCCAUCUCUCCAGCCUCCUCCGACCUCUCUGUGAGUGGCUCUCUGCCAGACACAUUCAACGACGGGCCCAUGUCUUCUCCACAGUUUGGUCUUCAGCCAUCUCCGGUUCAUGGUAGUGCUGAGGAAAGCCUGAUGAGCAGCAUGAAUGGAGGGAGCAUCCAGCUGGAGCUGGAAGGGAUUGACACAGAGAAAGACAAGAUGCUGGUGGAGAAGCAGAAGGUCAUCAAUGAGUUGACGUGGAAGCUGCAGCAAGAGCAGAGGCAGGUAGAAGAGCUAAGGAUGCAGCUGCAGAAGCGAAAGAGAAGCAAUGGCCUUGAGGAGAAACAACAGCCCUCCCAGCAUUUCUUCAGUGUCCCCAUCAAGCAAGAAAAUGCAGUGUCCAGCUGCCCGUUUGCAUCCAAACAAACUGCCUUGAAAGGCCAAGCCAGCAGCUCGGAUAAGUUAAGUAACUGUGGGGUGCCGCAGCUGUCUCACAUUGUAAAUAGCCACUGCUUGGAGCCCGUGGGGCAAAGCACCAUCACCUCCUCGACAUUCCUGAGCCCGCAGUGCUCCCCCCAGCACUCUCCACUCGGGGCUGCAAAGAGCCCUCAGCACAUCAGCCUGCCGCCGUCCCCCAACAGCCACUAUCUCCUGGCAGUGUCCCCCGGCUCACAGGCAGAAGGGCGCAGCGCAUCACCCCAGACCAGCAGUUGCCUUCGCACUGCAUCGCAGAUGACUCGAAGUCAGCAGAUGGACGAACUCCUGGACGUGCUGAUUGAGAGCGGAGAAAUGCCAGCCAACGCCAAGGAAGAUCGGUCCUGCCUCCAGAAAGUACCUCAGAUAACAGUGUCUACAGGGAACUCCAGCACUCCGCUCCCAAAGUCGUCUGCUCCAUUUGAACAGGUCUCCACCACCCAGCUCCCAUUUGAGCACUGUCCAGGUGGUGGUGAUGCUCACCUUGAGGUCCUGCUGAAUGCCCACAGCCCGCUGGGGAGAGUUGGUGAAAUCACCCUGCUGAAGAUGGGAGGAGAGGAGUCCCACUUCGAGGGGAUGAUAGAGGGGUUCUCCAGCAAAGCCGCAGAUGAACUGCUCACAUCCCAGGAGAUUUUACAGACUCCCCUCUCGCCCAUGGAAACGCAACUCUCCCCUUCCCCUGCUGAUGGCUCCGGUUUACAAAUGAGUUUCACCGAAUCUCCAUGGGAAACGAUGGAGUGGCUGGACCUCACCCCCCCCAGCUCCGCCACUGGCUUCAGCUCACUCACUCCCGCAGGCCCCAGCAUCUUCAACAUUGAUUUCCUGGAUGUUACUGAUCUCAAUUUAAACACCAGCAUGGACCUCCACCUGCAGCAAUGGUGAAUAGGAGGGCAGUGGAGGCAGAAUACUGUGCGCCCACAGCAGCCAGCACAGUGUUUCCACCAUGCUGGAGAACACGUAGGGCUAACACGCCACAUUCAGGGGAAACUGGAGCCAUUUUCCCAGCGAAUAAACUUGUUUGAAUUUUCAGUUACUGCAAACUGACAGCACAACAGCUCUGGUACUUCGUUUUCCUUCCACUGGCACAUCUUCACAAAGGAUACCAAGUGCCUUUAUCAACACUCCUUUAGAUUGACAGUUGUCUGUAAUUUUGUUUUUGUUCUUUUUAUCUUUCUCCUCCCAGUUUUAGCAGACACUCCCGUGAGAACUGGAGCAGCUCACGACAAAACCACGUGGUGAGGCGAGCUCACUCGAGAAGCAACAGGGAAGCAAGCACACAGAAGUUGCUGUCCUGCUCCCUCCUGCCAUUUCGCAGGGCUCCCCUCAGCCUUGCCCAGGUCAGGAGGGCUGGGAGCAGAGAGGCAUGAGGGCUCUGCCCAGCCAGGGCAGUGAGCCCCCUGUGUACAGCCAGACUCACCUUGUGCCCUUCCUCCUGCCCCCAAAGCCCCGGAGCUGUGCCGCCUCAGUCCCUGCACAACUGUAUGAGCAAGCGAGAGAUGGAGCCUACUGUGUUCAUGGUGGUGCCUUGGGAUGUUCUCAGACUGUCUGGGGGGCCGAAAGCCGAAGAGCUGUCCCAGCUACAGUCUGAGCUGAGUCAGGCUGCAGUCCGAGUCCUUGGAGCAGAGGUGUGGAUGCUGGAGGCAGCCAUUCAGGCCGCAGGUGCAGGUGUUGAAGGGAUGUGGCAUUCCGGUGGAGCUGGCAUGGCUCAGCUCAUGUGGUACAGAUAAAGAGAUGGGUAAUGUGUUGUGGUCCAAGGUAGGAGCAGGUCAUGUGGACAAUACAGCACAGCUUUGGAGGGGCUGUCCCUGCAGAGCCGCAGUGUGGGGUAGCUUUUCACCACCCAGCAGGGCCAUCAGGAGCAGCCCCCCUCCUGCACAUGGGGCAGGGCUGAGCAGGCCCUCACAGGGCUGUGAUUUUGUGUGAGCAUCUGCUUUUGCUUUCUCCGCUCUCUGCCAUCCAGAAGGCUUCCUUCUUCCCUUCUUCCUUGAUCCUCAGCAGCGAUUUUCUUCUCUCCUGAGUUUACUCCGGCAUCACCCAGCUCAGAGCAAGGCUGUCUGGAGAACAGCUGUGAAUCACUGAGCCUAGAGGAGCUCGUUCUUCUGAAGCCAGCGGAGAUGGAUGCUCUCCUGCAGUGAUGCCUCCAGUUUGAAGUCACCAGCAUUUCUCCUGCGAGUCUCUGUGCAAUAUCCUUCCUCAGGCUCCAGCGAGAAGGAGCCUUCGCUUCACUUCUUGGCAGCCACCAAAGAACUUGCUGCAGACUCUUUGACGGACACGUCGGCUUUGCAAUUCUGGUUUUGCCAAAGUAAAUAUUGUUGCUGACAGAGAUUGUUAAACUAUUUACAGACUGAGUGUAUUUAAUAUUUGUGUUACUGGAAGGACAGCGCAUCGGUGACGCGGCGCUGUGAGGUGCACUGUGGGCUCACCAUGCAGCCCCGCAGCCCCUGCGUCCCUGGCUCGUGGCGAUGUUGCAUGCUGUAUAAAGAACACGGCGGUAGCUUUUAAGUCACUAUUUAAAGCAUCACUUUUCUAUUGUACAAAUGGUCACGGUGCACUGCUAGAUAGACAAUCACAGGUUGCGUUGGUUUUUUUUUUUUUAAUUCCUUUUUAUAAGGGAGAAAUUUUUAGAAGCCGUUCCAUGGAGAAUAUUAAUAGCACUUGAAUCAGAGUAGUGUUAGCUGCUACACUGCACCGUUGUACAGGGCUUUCCAGGUAACUUUCUCCUCUCAACAAAUGUAUUUCCUUAUUUAAAGGGAUGCUGUCAGCUUCGAACUUGUAAACAAGCACAUUUCCUUACCUAUGUUACCAGCAACACCUUCAUUAUUAAAAACCCCUUUGCCUUGCC